This is a messenger RNA of Gymnodraco acuticeps, 6645 nucleotides long. RefSeq names its product TAO kinase 2b (gene taok2b). NCBI's taxonomy places the organism in Eukaryota, Metazoa, Chordata, Actinopteri, Perciformes, Bathydraconidae. The record is from RefSeq and is a predicted model, not a curated record. Gene Ontology annotation, molecular function: ATP binding; protein kinase activity. Gene Ontology annotation, biological process: protein phosphorylation. The transcript is spliced from 21 exons. The coding region runs from base 595 to 4185 and encodes 1196 amino acids.
AGCACUUCCGGUUUCCUUUCGGCUCCCGCCCCGCUCCGCCAUCAUGAAGCCCUGAACAAAAACGGAUGGAGAGUCGAGCAAAAUGGGGAUAACACGAACUGGAGAUUAAAUCUGCCGACAACACUAACGUAAUGACAGCACAAAGUGGAGCACGGAGUGGACCCGUGGAAAUUAAUAAAUCCAUUCCCCAUUGAAAACGUCCCAGGCAGUUCUUGGCGUUACGUUAUUUAGUUAGCGGUGUUGCUAACAGCAACUAGAGCUAGCCUCUGAUUUUGUUAGCUACCCGGCUAGUUAUCUGUUAGCAGCCGUCAGUCAGAUAGCUGUCACUCUAAUUGACUGGCACUUUACUCAUGUCAAGCUGCGCAGACGGGCUAGCUGUCCAAUUGACUGGGAGCACCAGGAUGGAGAGGAGUUUAAGUAAAAGCGUCGACAGGCAGAAUGUGGUUUGUUCGUGUUGAAUAGACACCAGUGCCGAGGAAAGGGGAGUGAGACCAAUAUUUUCCAGCCAGGCCGGUUAGCUAGCUCCAGGGCUAGCUACAGUGGAUCCCAGAAGCCACGAAGCUAAACACGGAAUAUUCCGUGUCUGGGUAAAUUAUGGCGCUGGCCAUGCCGGCGAUUGUGCGGGCCGGGAGCCUGAAGGACCCCGAUGUGGCGGAGCUGUUCUUCAGGGAUGACCCGGAGAAGCUCUUCACCGACCUCCGGGAGAUCGGCCAUGGGAGCUUCGGAGCGGUCUACUUCGCCCAUGACAUCCGCACAAAUGAGGUAGUGGCCAUCAAGAAGAUGUCAUAUGGGGGCAAACAGUCCAAUGAGAAAUGGCAGGAUAUCAUCAAGGAAGUGAAGUUCCUCCAGAAGCUGCGCCACCCCAACACUGUAGAGUACCAUGGCUGCUACCUGAGGGAGCACACAGCAUGGCUGGUGAUGGAAUACUGCUUGGGCUCAGCUUCUGACCUCUUAGAAGUCCAUAAGAAACCUCUCCAGGAAGUGGAAAUAGCUGCCAUCGUCCAUGGUGCAUUGCAGGGCUUGGUGUAUCUUCACUCUCACAACAUGAUUCACAGGGAUGUGAAGGCAGGAAACAUCUUGCUCACAGAGCCGGGUCAGGUCAAACUGGGAGACUUUGGCUCCGCCUCCAUCAUGGCCCCGGCCAACUCCUUUGUGGGAACACCUUACUGGAUGGCCCCUGAAGUGAUCCUGGCCAUGGACGAGGGCCAGUACGAUGGGAAGGUGGAUGUGUGGUCACUUGGCAUUACCGCCAUAGAGCUGGCGGAAAGGAAGCCUCCUCUGUUCAACAUGAAUGCAAUGAGUGCCUUAUACCACAUCGCCCAGAAUGAGAGCCCCGUGUUGCUGUCUAAUCACUGGUCGGAUUAUUUCCGCAAUUUUGUGGACUCCUGUUUGCAGAAGAUCGCCCAGGACAGACCUACCUCUGAUGUGCUGCUCAAGCACCAUUUCCUAUGCAGAGAGCGUCCCGUCACCGCGGUGAUGGACCUGAUCGCCCGCACCAAGGAUGCUGUUCGUGAGCUGGACAACCUCCAGUACCGCAAGAUGAAGAAAAUCCUCUUCCAUGAGGCGCUCAACGGACCCGCACCAGAAGGAGGCGACGAGGAAGAGGAUGCGGAGCAGUACAUGCUGCGCACCGGCACCGUGAACAGCAUGGAGAGCUCCCACUCUCUGCCCUCCAUGUCCAUCAGCGCCAGCUCCCAGAGCAGCUCCGUCAACAGCCUGGCCGACGGCUCUGACGACAGCGGGGAGAUGGCCAUGAUGCAGGAGGGCGAGCACACCGUCACCUCCAACAGCUCCGUCCUGCACAAACCGCUGAGCCAUGACAACAUCUACGAUGAUCCCUACCAGCCGGAGAUCGACCCGCUACGAGACGCUCCGUCUGCCGGUGGCGGCGGAGAGAGAGAAAGGGAGAGAGGAGGGAGGCGGAGGAGAAACAGAGAUCAUUUUGCCACCAUCAGGACGGCCUCGCUCGUCACUCGGCAGAUCCAGGAGCAUGAGCAGGGCUCGGCCCUGAGGGAGCAGAUGUCUGGGUACAAGCGCAUGCGGCGGCAGCACCAGAAGCAGCUGAUGGGCCUGGAGAACAAGCUGAAGGCAGAGAUGGACGAGCACCAGCUGAGACUGGACAAAGAGCUGGAGAACCAGAGGAACAGCUUCUCCAUGGAGGGAGAGAAACUGUCCAAGAAGCACCAGGCCAUCCUGGAGAAGGAGACAAAGGCAGUCCUGACUGAGGAGAAGAAGUUCCAGCAGCACAUCCUGGGUCAGCAGAAGAAGGAGCUGACGGGGCUGCUGGAGUCCCAGAAGAGGCAGUACAGAGCACGCAAGGAGCAGCUCAAAGAGGAGCUGAAUGAGAACCAGUCGACCCCGAAGCGGGAGAAGCAGGAGUGGCUGGUGCAUCAGAAGGAGUGUCUGCAGCAGCUGCAGGCGGAGGAGGAGGCGGGGCUGCUGCGACGGCAGAGGCAGUACUACGAGCUGCAGUGUCGCCAGUACAAGAGGAAGAUGCUGCUGGCACGCCACAACCUGGAGCAGGACCUGCUCCGAGAGGUAUCGUGUCAGAUUGACAUGGAGCUGAACAAGAAGCAGACCCUGAAGGACCUGGACUGUGCGAUGCUCCUCCGGCACCACGAGACCACCCAGGAGCUGGAGUUCCGGCAGCUGGGUUUGGUGCAGCGGACGCGGGCCGACCUGAUCCGCACGCAGCACCAGACGGAGCUCACCAACCAGAUGGAGUACAACAAGAGGCGCGAGCAGGAGCUGCGGCAGAAACACGCCGUGGAGGUCCGCCAGCAGCCCAAGAGCCUCAAAUCCAAAGAGCUGCAGAUCAAGCGUCAGUUCCAGGACACCUGUAAGAUCCAGACCCGGCAGUACAAGGCGCUGAGGAACCACCUGCUGGAGAACACGCCCAAGUCGGACCACAAGGCCGUGCUGAAGCGGCUGAAGGACGAGCAGACGCGUAAGCUGGCCAUCCUGGCCGAGCAGUACGACCACUCCAUCAACGACAUGCUGUCCACUCAGGCUCUGCGAUUGGACGAGACCCAGGAAGCGGAGUACAAAGUGUUGCGCAUGCAGCUGCAGCAGGAGCUGGAGCUGCUGAAUGCCUACCAGAGCAAGAUCAAGAUCCACACGGACACGCAGCACGACCGGGAGGUGAAGGACCUGGAGCAGAGGGUGUCCAUCCGCAGAGCGCUGCUGGAGCAGAGGAUCGAGGAGGAGAUGCUGUCCCUGCAGAACGAGCGCUCGGAGCGGAUCCGCACGCUGCUGGAGCGCCAGGCCAGCGAGAUCGAGUCCUUCGACUCUGAGAGCCUGCGGCUGGGCUUCAGCAACAUGGCGCUGUCAGGCAUCCCCAGUGAGGCGUACCCCAUGCAGGGGGGCUACCCCAACGUCCCGCCCCCCAGCUCCCGCUCCGUCGGCCACUGGAGCCACGGCAUACACCCGCACAACCUCCCCCCGCAGCACCUCCCCCCGCAGCACCAUCCCCCCCAGCCGCACCCCCGCCGCAGCCACGCCAGCAGCAGCAGCAGCAGCGGCAUCGGGAGCGGCAGCGGGGCGGGGGACCGCCGCAGCGAGGCCUCCUCCUCCUCCUCCUCCUCCCAUGCCCUGGGACUGGCCCUGCAGGGGCUGGGGCGGGACGGGAGGGAGGUGCACCACUCGUCCCGCUCCUCCGCCUCUUCUUCCUCCUCCUCCUCCUCCUCUUCCUCCCACCACCAGCGGCACCACCUGCCCCAGCACUACCACCACCAGAGCACGCCGCAGCUGUACCGCGAGAGGGAGCGGGAUCGAGACCGGGAGAGGGAGCGGGAGAAGGAGCGGGAGCGGGAGUGGGCCGGAGUGCGGGGCUCCGGCGGCGACCUGGCCCAUCCUCACCCCCUGCCCUUCUCCCAUCACCUGCCCUCUCGCUCCUCCUCUCAGUCCCUCGCCAUGCUACCUCCCCCGCCGCCCGCCCCUCCCUCCAUCUCCGGCCCGUCCUCCUCUUCCUCUUCCUCCUCCUCCUCACAGGGGGGGAUUUACUCCGGAGGGCUGGGUGUGCGGGGGGCCCCCAGCCUCCUGGCCCUGAGGAACAGCCCCCAGCCUCUGAGGAGGACGGCGUCCGGCGGGGGGCCAGGUGGGGCCGGGGGCAGCGACGGCGUCCUGAGCCGAAGCACCUCGGUCACCUCACACAUCUCUAACGGAUCCCACCUCUCAUACUCUUAGUCGAGAGGGGGGUAUCUUGCAGGGGGGGAGUGAUCUAGGAAGGUAGCUAUCUCAGGGUGCAUCUCAAUACUCUCAGCUUGCCUUUUCAUGCCCUCCAUCUCACUGAUCUCUCCUCAGAAUAUCUCAAACGCAGAGGAUUUAGGGAUAUCACCCUUUCCUCUUAACGCACAGUGAAGCAGAGAUCAGUAGGGGGGGGGGGAGAGGACAAGCUGACUUUGCUGAGCUGCUCCUUUAGACUCAGGGCGGGUAGAGAGGCUUUCUCCCAUUCCCACUGGUGUAUAAAGGGAGGGAGGAAUGUAACCACCUGUAAUACCACUGGAUAAAGGUGGUAUUAUAUUUAAAAAAGAGGUUUGUGUUCAGUGUUUUUAUCUUUGUUACUGCCUGUAUAAAAGUGAGACAGGAAGUGUGAAAUAGGGAUGUUUUACCGUUUCUUCUCCCAGAGCUGCAGAGAAAGUAGACGGCAGCCAUGUCUUCUUCUAUGAUGUUCUUUGAUUGAAUGGAGAAAGAGAGAGGACAGGGGGAGGGAGAGGUGUUUUUCUGCAUUGUGUAUGUACUUGUAUGUAAUCUGUAGUGUUCAGAUAUAUCUAGCAAGCACUCGUAAACUGCGGCUCCAGAAAGGAAAAAGGAGGAGAAUCACAAAAGAGGAAGUCUCCAGUCUGCGGGGGGAUUUAAAAACACUUUUUAUUGAUUUACAACGGUUGAUGUUUUGUUGAUUUUUUUGUAUUAAGUGUAUAAAAAAACCACAAAAACAAGUUGCUUGGAACGUCACCAAUGCCUUUAAGGGGUUCUUAAAGGGAUGUCGUGCCAUCAAAGUUUUUAUUUGAUGACUGCGAGAUAAUUUAAACACCGAAUGUUUGUAAAGGCAAAAAGACUCUGUUCUAAAAAUGCAGCUGGGAUGAAGAGAAACAUUUGUGAGGACAUGUAAAAAUACAAAAGAAAAAACAACAACUUUCCAUGACAUAUUGAGUAUCUGAACAACAUAGGUGUCAAUGGGAGUCACUCCAAUGCAUGAGAUAGAUGUACAAAAAAAAACAUUCGUAAACAUGACCACAUUUGAAACGUGCCGUACCUGUCCGAAGAUCGCUCGUCCCACCUUUUUGAUCUUUACUGUACAUAUUUAUGGGGAUAUAAAAAAAAAAAACACAAGUCAUUGGUUUUAUAGAGUAACAAAGAUAAUGAUAGUAAUUUUGAUAUAUUCAAGUGAGUAUUGAAUUCAAGAUUUAGAGCGACAACUCCAACUGCAUUUUCUAUAGGUGUCAAUAUUACCAUAACUAAUCCUGAUGUAUCGUUGUUGUAACCAUGUUCACAAUUUUCUCUCGCGAAGAAGAAAAAAAAGGGCCCACUUUUGACUGUAAUUAAUAAUGAUAAAAACUGUUGUCAGGUAUGGUGUGUGUUCAAGAUAUUAAGGAUUAUUAAUAAUGGGUUAUUAAUAAUCCUUAAUGAUUCAUGUAUGUGUCUGGUUAUAUUGCCACUUUAUUUUUUAUUUUUAGACAAAAUAAUUGCAUUUUUAAAAGACACUCGUAAAGCAGCAACACCCCACUUACUAACCUCCUCCUCUGGACUCAUGGAGAAGAGAUUUUACAAUUAGGCACUGGAAUGUAAAUGCUGUUUUUUCCUUUUUCUAUUUAUUUGUUUUUAGCGUAGGGAAAACGUUCCACGCGUAAACUCUCGAGGACAGAAAGAGAGGAAGAGUUGGCACAAUCCUUGCCGAUAAUCUCACUGGGUGCAGCAUGACUGAUGUGUGAAAAACAGGAGAAGAAGAAAAGGAGGAAGUGGGAGGACGUGCGUCGACUGAGCUGCUGUGAACCUGCACCCUCUUGUGCCGGCACAGCAGCAGUGACCGCAGCAGCACGUCCUCCCAAAAAAAGAAGAUGACACAAAUCAGUGUUUCAUGGUGAUUCACACUGAAGGUUUCUUUACUUGAAGUAGAAAAAACUGGACUUUUUUUGUUCUUUUUUAUGUUAUUUGAGAUGAAAAAAAGAUAAUCACCCUGCUGUUUGUAUGACACAGAAACACCAGCUCAAGACAAUUCCCUGUAUAACCUACUACUUUAUGCUCGGUUGGAAUCUCAGUGCAUGCAUGAACUCCUUAUAUAAACUAAGACUGGCGGGUUUCAGGCCUUGUGUUGCGGGAAGUCGCUGUGGUAGUGUUUUUAGACGGGUUGUUGUCAGUGUCAGAGGUCAAGGCCGAGGGCAGGGAGUCUCAGUCCCUGAAUCGCGCCCGGAGGAAAGUUGAAGACGAAGAAGCAGCACAGGAUCGUCUGUGUUUUGCAGAGUUUUCGAGAUGGGGAAGGGAGGGGGGGAGUUGGGGGUUGAAACCCUUAUCAAAUACUCCAAAUCAAGCUUUUCCAAGCCUGACAAGGACAAAGGAAGAAGGGUCUUGACACAUGUAUUGGAAAAGAAAUGGGGUGCUUUAAAAAGUAAUUUAAAAAAAGAUAAUAAAUUGAUAUUAACACAUUAA